Molecule: messenger RNA, 3130 nt
Organism: Callorhinchus milii (elephant shark)
Lineage: Eukaryota; Metazoa; Chordata; Chondrichthyes; Chimaeriformes; Callorhinchidae
Gene: dok7b
Product: docking protein 7b
Exons: 15
Coding region: 86-2377 (763 amino acids)
Biological process (GO): positive regulation of protein tyrosine kinase activity; neuromuscular junction development
Molecular function (GO): protein kinase binding
Source: RefSeq, a predicted model, not a curated record
UUCAGAGGCUGGUGUGUGGCUUCUCAUAAAGCUAUUUUGAAAGUGACCUCCCUGUCAAUGCAGCUGUUGAGAACCAUGACUGAAGAUGACGGAUUCGGUUGUCGUGGAGGGCCAAGUCAGACUCAAAGACGGGAAAAAGUGGAAAAGUAGGUGGAUGGUUCUCAGGAAACCUUCUCCAGUGGCAGAUUGUUUGUUAAUGCUGGUGUUCAAGGACAAAUCUGAGAAGACCAAAGGACACAAGGAGAGGAAUAGUGUGACAUUAGAAGACAUAUGUGGCCUGGAGCCUGGGCUAUCAUUGGAGGGUGUGAAUCACGUACUCGCCAUCAUCUGUCUUGGACAAACUGUGCUCCUGGGGUUAGACAACAAGGAAAUCAUGUGUGCUUGGGAUAUCCGGAUCCGCUACAGCCUUGGAGAAGUUCACAGAUUUAACGUGACGGUGUUACCCGGCACCAAGUUGGAAUGUGGACCUGCUACUCUUCACUUCUGUAACAAUAUCUUUGUGCUGGUGCGAGAUGUUCCGCCAACAAUCAUCGGGCAGUGGAAGCUCUCAGACAUGAGACGCUAUGGAGCUAUUCCCAAUGGCUUUGUUUUUGAAGGAGGUUCCCGGUGCGGUCCUUGGGCCGGUGUUUUCUUUCUGUCUUGUGCUGAGGGAGAGCAGAUCAGUUUACUAUUUGACUGCAUCGUCAGAGGCAUCUCUCCAACUAAAGGACCCUUUGGAUUGCGGCCAGUGCUACCAGAUCCCAAUGCAAACCCAGCCUAUAUGGAGGAGAGAAUUACUCAUGAAGCACAGGAGCUGGAGAAACGUUUGAGUCUUCUUUCUCACACCAGCCGACAAAGCAGCGGAGGAGAUGACAGAAGCCUGUCCAGCUCAACCGAGUCUUCAGACACCAGCCAGUCGGAUUCAGCGAGUAUUGGAAGCCGACUGACGAUAUGGCCUGAGCAGCUGUCGGGGAGCAGCCUCCCAGAGGGUCACACACCACCAGCUGCCAAGGGACUGAAUCCAGCAGAGGAACGAUUAUACGCGGAGGUCAUGCGGGGAUCGAAAGCCCCACUAAAGCCGCCUCGGUCACGGAAGCUACAGGAAGUGGGCCGCCAGAGCUCUUCCGACAGUGGCAUUGCCACGGCUAGCCACUCGUCAUAUUCCGGAAGCUUCUCUUCCUACACCGGGAGCCUGGACAUUGGCCCUGCUGACGAGUACGGGUCAGUGUUUAGCCUCCCAUUGAACUUGCCUCCAGAGCAGGGCUUGUGCACGUGCCAGCACAGCGAGACGCUGAGGACUACUGGUUCUGAGUAUCAGGUUCCCAGUUCUGCCAGGCAUCUAUACGACACGCCGCGGAGUGUGUUACAGGCAGCUGGUAAGGAAGCAACAGCCAAGGCUCCAGUUUCCUCCACGUUAAAGGACCAGAUUCCGGCUCCUCAGGAUAUUGGUGACCCCAAGUUAUUGAGCCCAGAGAGUCAGGCCAAGGGGAAGGAAGGUGCUAGAGACUCGUCUGAUGAGCCGUGCCUGGAUUACGUGCCCCGUUGGUCACUUCCGAAGCCACAGGGACAAAUAGGGAGCAACGUGGCUUUGCCUGUUGGAGCGGGAUCGACGGAAACGUGUGAUGUAUGCAGCCCGCACGCCCUCUUCACCGCCUGCCCCAUCUGCGGGGGCUUAAGGUGCAGUCAUUCUUUUUUCCCAAACUACAUAACCUAUGAACAAUGGCGCACACUUAAGACUAGGUGUUUGGUGGAGGGAACAACAAUCUCAAGUCCAGGAGGAGCCUCAUCCACCCCAACUGUACCAGAUAAGAAGCCAAAGAAAAAGGAGGAAAGGCACAAGACAGGAACAGGACAGACGUACGAGUUUAUGGAGGCUCUGGCAACAGAUAAACAAGCUGAGGUAGAGAAAGGCAGUGGAUAUGAAUAUAUGGCCAGCUGUGGACACCAGAAGCUAUUGUUAGAGGGAGAAGGUCCAACUGGCAGCUUAAAGCUCCAUAAAGGGCAAGGGACACAUCUGGACGUCAUGGGUCUUAAACCAAAAAAGGAGAAAGGCUUUCUUCUUUCAGAAGACGAAUCUUCAGGCAGCAUUGAAACAAAGAAAUUAUCUGGAGGAGUGUUUGUUUAUCCAGCUGAAGCUCCAGUGGCAGAUAGACCUCGCUGUGAAGGAGUCACUUAUGUGAAUAUCCCAGUCAGCCCAGCGUCAAAGAAACAAUUGCAUUACAUGGAACUAGAGCUCCAGGAACCCAGCCCUGCAAUUCGAGGAGCAAGUUCAUCCAAAUAUGCCCAGAUUGAUAUCACAGCCACAGAAACAGCACACAAGGUGGGAACACAGCACGCUCAGAAUCGUGAGGAGCGGUUACAGGAGCUGGAACAGAAGCGGAAAGGAGCGCUGCAGUGAUCCAGCGAUGUUGCCAGAUAUAGAGACCGCUUUGUUUUCUUUCAUUCAUUCAGUACUUAAGAUUACCCAGGGUCAGAAUGGGUGUCGAUACUGAGGGCAGGUGGCUGUCCAACUACCAUUCUGAUGUUGCUUUUUGAGUACAGUGCUCUCUCUCCACUACAAUGGACUAUUCAGAGCAAUGUAUUUUGUGCAGCAUAUUGACUGCAAUGAAUAUAUUAAGUCUUUACAAUACUCAAUCUUCAAGCUGCCGUUUAGGUCAUUCAACGUCAGCAACUAGGGUGAUGUGAUGGCUAGGGACAGGAGACGCAGACUGUAGUCUGUUUCUUUUUGUCUCUGGGGGCCAUGGGUCAAAAAUCCACAUCAGUGGAGUGAGAUGGAAAUCUGCAGAGUCACCAAUAUAGCAGAGCACAGUGGAUCUCUGCCAUCCUCUGCCUUUUCUCCCUGUGGCCAGCACUCUCGCUGAGCUUGGCACAUCAUGUAAGGGAGCACGUCAGGGUUUUGACAGGCACAGCACUGAAUUCAGAGUCCCAGAUGUGUAACUGGUGCUGGGGAACCGACUCAAUUCUCUUCUGAUGUUGAGGUGUUCUGUUAAUGGAGUGUUCGCUGUCAGCUGUGGUGCUGCCACACUCCUGCACUGCCGUUCAGCUGCUGAUGGAUUUUUAAUAGCUCUGGAAGUAAGACUGGGAAGAGUCAUCUUCUGUUAUUUGUUUGUGGUCAGCCGGGUGUCUUGACACCUGCAGAAACCCAUCCCCA